AGAUGCCACCGACUUGUUCGAGUUCCAUGCGCGAGCUCGCCUUCAUCUUCUCCACUGGCAAAACUUUCAUGGCUUGAUCCCUUUGCUCGCUUCUUGGAAGCUUCAUGCUCGGCCUCCGUCUUCUACCGUCUGCCGCCUCCCUUUCGCUCCCUGCGUCUGGAAGGCGGAAGCUUGCUUUCUUGUUGCGCCUUUUUUGAAGCUUUUUUCCAGAAGGCACACCACCUGUUUGAUUAAAUGCGCCCGUGGUGAAAAUUCUGAAGUUUUAGAUUGUCGAAGAUGAUGGUCUAUGAAGGGUUCAAGGAUAUUCUCAAGAUUCAGAAGUUCAGGAGGUUCGUGGGGUACUCCGUGUUCUAUUGCUUUACUGCCGUCUUGAGCUACGCUUAUACCAACAACACUACUAGAGCUGGAUAUUCUAGAGGAGACCAGUAUUAUGCGGCUUACCCGGCCGGAACCGAGUUAUUGGGUGAUUCUGAUAAGUUGUACAAAGCUGCUCUUGGUAAUUGCUUUGAAGCGGAAGAGUGGGGUCCCAUCGAGUUCUGCAUCAUGUCCAAGCACUUCGAGCGCCAAGGAAAGGCGCCGUAUGCAUAUCAUGCUCAAUAUUUGGCACACCUUCUCUCCCUUGGACAACUAGAUGGAUCUGGAUAGAGGGAAAAUGCUGAUACCGCGAGAUUUAUUUGUUGGACUGUGUAAAGAUGAAAUUGCAGGAAGGAGGGAACUUCCUGUUUGGAUUUGUUAAAAAUUGUAAAACCAAGAGCCCGUGGCUUAUUUUUAUAAUUAAUAUGCUGUAUGGUAUAAGUGUUAUCAUAUACUAGUUCCGAAAAUUAAAUUUUAAAUAAAAAGAGUAUGAUUUGAUCAUGC
Syzygium oleosum is the source of this 858-nucleotide messenger RNA. RefSeq lists its product as uncharacterized. The record is from RefSeq and is a predicted model, not a curated record. NCBI's taxonomy places the organism in Eukaryota, Viridiplantae, Streptophyta, Magnoliopsida, Myrtales, Myrtaceae. The transcript is spliced from 4 exons. The coding region runs from base 277 to 645 and encodes 122 amino acids.